This is a messenger RNA of Bactrocera tryoni, 2273 nucleotides long. It is a transcript of the gene Zip89B, whose product is annotated as protein zntC. Gene Ontology annotation, biological process: zinc ion transmembrane transport. The record is from RefSeq and is a predicted model, not a curated record. Gene Ontology annotation, molecular function: zinc ion transmembrane transporter activity. The transcript has 3 exons. NCBI's taxonomy places the organism in Eukaryota, Metazoa, Arthropoda, Insecta, Diptera, Tephritidae. Gene Ontology annotation, cellular component: plasma membrane. The coding region runs from base 547 to 2178 and encodes 543 amino acids.
UCUAUGUGCUUAAAGCAAGAUAAAUGUACAUAUAAUAUACAAGUAACAGAACUAUUGUACUCAUUAACAAAUUUUGCUUCAAUAAGACGAGUAGCAACCUGCUGCGGAGUACACAUUUUCAGAGAACGCAAAAUUUUUCUUUUUCCUCACUAAAUACAUUCUCUGUGUGGUUGUCUUCUAUUGAGCGAAACAACACUGGUUAUACAUGUGCACGCUAGUUAUUGAGUUAUCAACCCGUAAAAUAGCUUGAGUUCAUAAAGCUUAAGAGGGCCACGUGGUGAGCGGAGCGCGGAAUUUCAAGAUAUCAGCAUAGCAACUGGUUUACGAUUAUAUGUAAUAUCAUUGAACAUUGAACGUUAAAAUAUAUUGUUUAGGAGUUAUAGCUGUCGGACAGCAUAAAACAAAAGUGCACUGCGAAAAUACUGGUAUACAAGUGCAGACACAAGCCCGUUAAGGUUAAGCUAUAGAACAUUUUGUUCGAGUUAUAAAUUGAUAUAGAGUUAUUGUGAAAGGAACUGUAAUAGGUAAUUCCCGUUCAUAUUCAUAAUGAAUGAAUCCCAGGUAAAUAAUUUCCUACGUUGUCUGCUGCAUAUCGAUGACCUUAAUUAUUUGGCAUUGCAUGCACACGCCACCGUUAGAAGUGCUUUGAAUUCCAGUGAGACACAGCAUUCACAAUCAUCCCAAAGUAUUAACCCUGAUCCGACCGAUCAUGAUUAUGAUGAAUCAAGUAGUUACGAUGUCUUAGUCGCUAAAGUUACAGCCAUGGUGGUACUUUUCUGCGCGAGUACGUUAUGCGGCAGUAUUCCUUUUGCACUCAAUAAAUUUUUUCAUUGGACAGAGGAACAUACCAAUGCCCGCUCAGCAACAGUUGUUAAAUGUUUGUUAUAUUUUGGCGGAGGCGUGUUGUUAGCCACAACAUUCCUGCAUCUUUUGCCCGAAGUACAGGAGGCAGUCGAGCAAUUGCAGGAGUGCGAUAUAAUUCCCGAUUUGGAGUUUAGUCUAGCGGAAUUGCUUAUGUGUAUCGGUUUCUUUCUCAUGUACUUAAUAGAGGAAGUUUUACACACAUAUAUACACCAACAUAUGCGUCUGAUGGGCAGUGAUGCUGGUGCCGGUGCAGCUUUCGAACGUGGACGUAGCAUACGCAACAGUUAUUUAGUGACGGGUAAAACAGCUGCCAAUGAAUCAACAGAGGAAGGUGUUCAUAAUGAGGAUACCCAAAUAGGCCUUACGAGCACUUCCAACUCUCCGAGUGUCUCAGAAAUUAAUGUUGGAAACAUUGUAAGUGUACCAACCCUUUCAAUUCAAAACUUGAUAGCCAAUGAUGUAGAGAAUCAAAAGUACAACAAGCAAGCUCAUAAUAAGGAGCCACAGAAAUAUGAACCUCAACAAACACACUACCAUCACCACCACCACCAUCAUGACCAUCAACAUCAACCCAGCCAAGACCAAGCUCUUGGUCAUUCACAUGUGCCGAUUGGCAAUGCUAGCGAUAGUAAAGAUGCGAUCACAUCGUCUUUACGAGGGCUAUUCAUAGUGUUAGCGCUAUCGUUGCAUGAACUAUUUGAAGGUAUGGCCAUUGGUUUAGAAAGCAAUGCAUCGGAUGUAUGGUUUAUGUUUGGUGCUGUAUCCGCGCAUAAACUGGUGCUGGCGUUCUGCGUUGGCGUCGAGUUAAUUGUAGCACGCACUCGUUUUGUGCUCUGUGCAGUAUAUGUGUUGACAUUUGCUAUAGUAAGUCCGAUUGGAAUCGGUAUUGGCAUAUUGAUCAGCCAUAGCGAUGGUAUUACAUCACCUAACAUACCCUCAGCCAUAUUGCAGGGAUUAGCUUGUGGCACACUAUUAUAUGUGGUGUUUUUCGAAAUUUUGUCGAAAAAUCAUUCCGGCCUGGUUGCUUACUUCUCGUUGUUGGUGGGAUUUCUAAUCAUGUUCGGGCUACAACAAUUGGGAUCAGAAGGCCAUAGCCAUAGUCAUGGCAGUUGCGCCAGUGGAAACGAUCAUGACCAUGACCAUGAUGACCUAAUGUUGUUAAACAGAGUGGAGCACGCAUACACAACUCAGGUGCCAGCAUCUGCUAUAAGAUCCCACAGCCAUGAGGAGGACAAAGGAGAUUUUAUGCGCGAACUGAAAAUCUUACGACAAGCUUCAGAUAAUCUAUUUCCAAAAACUAACAAAGUUCAUUAAUCCAGUUUUAGUUGUUUUUGUUUAUACGUACAUACGUAGAUAUAGUAUGUGCCAUGAAAUACAUGCAUAAUGAAGAUUAAUAACUAAUAAUCAAA